AGCCUCUUCUAUAAAACCUAAAACCCAGAAACCCUAGUCCUCCUCCAUUGGCGGCCACCUUCGAGUUGUGAGAUUUUGUCUCUGGAUCUCUCGUUCUCUCUUUGUAGUAGCCAUGGUGGUCGCGAAGAAGACGAAGAAGACUCAGGAGAGUAUAAACAAUAGGCUUGCGCUGGUGAUGAAGAGCGGGAAGUAUACUCUUGGCUACAAGACGGUUCUCAGAUCUCUCCGGGGCUCAAAGAGUAAGCUUAUUAUUAUCUCAAACAACUGUCCCCCUCUAAGGAAGUCUGAAAUUGAAUACUAUGCAAUGUUGUCUAAGGUUGGAGUGCAUCAUUUCAAUGGAAAUAAUGUUGAUUUGGGAACAGCCUGUGGCAAAUAUUUCCGUGUGUGCUGCCUCAGCAUCACCGAUCCAGGUGAUUCUGACAUCAUCAAGAGUAUUCCUGGCGAGCAGUGAGAUUGUAGUUCAUGCGUUCAAGUGUUAGGAAGAUGAUUCAUGGCUGUGUUUUUUUUUCUUUUUCUUUUUCUUUUCCUUUUUUUUUGUGAGCUUGUCAGAAAUUACCUCAAGUGUUACAAGGAAACACUCUUGUUAGUAUGUUAACUACAAUUUUGAAUUAUUCUCUGCAAUCUGAUAUUUAAAUGACCUUUCUAUCA
Messenger RNA from Dioscorea cayenensis subsp. rotundata (Guinea yam), 648 nucleotides. Its product is annotated as 60S ribosomal protein L30. The record is from RefSeq and is a predicted model, not a curated record. Gene Ontology annotation, cellular component: cytosolic large ribosomal subunit. NCBI's taxonomy places the organism in Eukaryota, Viridiplantae, Streptophyta, Magnoliopsida, Dioscoreales, Dioscoreaceae. The transcript has 5 exons. Gene Ontology annotation, molecular function: structural constituent of ribosome; RNA binding. The coding region runs from base 113 to 451 and encodes 112 amino acids.